AUGGGUGACAAAGGGGCGUGCAAAAGAGCACUAUUGAUUAUAGAUGUUCAGAAUGAUUUUGCGAAUGCAGAUGGGUCCUUGUCAGUAGCGGAUGGCAUGUCAGUGGUGGAUCCAAUAAUCAAACUGAUGCAGCAGGAUCAUUGGACAUGUGUUGCAAUGACCAGGGAUUGGCAUCCUGCUGGACAUGUGUCUUUUGCGAGGAGUCAUGGGGUUGAGGAGUUUAGUAGCGUGACAUACGAGUCGCCGGCGAAAGAAGGAGAGACCCAGCAGGGUACUUUAUGGCCUGUGCAUUGCGUGCAAAAGAGCUGGGGUGCACAGGUAGUGGAGCCGCUUGAGCAGGCUUUUAAAGACUUGGCGGUGCCACAUAGGCUAGUUGAUAAGGGGGCGCUUGCUGACCGUGAGUACUACUCAGGCUUUAAUGAUAUAUGGGACAUCCAUCACACCGAACUAGACGAUUUUCUCAGGCUUCACGAGAUAUCCGACGUGAUUGUCGUGGGGUUAGCUCUGGACUACUGUGUGAAAAGCACGGCAAUCAGUGCUUCUAAAUUGGGCUACAAAACAGCAAUCUUGCGCAGCCAUACAAGGGCGAUCUAUGCGGAUGAUGCUUCAGUACAAAAACUAAGCCAAGAACUCUCUGAUGCCGGCGUGCAGUUGUUGGACGAGAUUGUUUACUUUUAA
Molecule: messenger RNA, 678 nt
Organism: Eremothecium cymbalariae DBVPG#7215
Lineage: Eukaryota; Fungi; Ascomycota; Saccharomycetes; Saccharomycetales; Saccharomycetaceae
Gene: PNC1
Product: nicotinamidase
Exons: 1
Coding region: 1-678 (225 amino acids)
Source: RefSeq, a predicted model, not a curated record